AUGGCUCCUGAGAGAACACUCUCCAUGUCACUGCUGCAGCUGCUGAUUCUGGUGGCUAUACUGAAGGCAGGAACAGCAAUGCCACGAAAUCCAAUAUGCCCAAAUACUGAGGACAAGAACUUCCCUCAGAGUGUGAAGGUCAACCUCAACAUCCUUAACCAAAAGAUGGGUAGGAUAAAAGAUUAUCACAACCGAUCCACCUCACCUUGGAGUCUCCGCCGCAAUGAGGACUCUGAGAGAUAUCCCCGUGUGAUCUGGGAGGCAGAGUGCCGUGACUUGUACUGUGUCAACCCUGAUAGGAAUAUCAACCACCACCUGAACUCCGUCCCCAUCGAGCAAGAGAUCCUGGUCUUGCUCAGGGACCCUCAGAGCUGCCCCCACUCCUUCAGGCUGGAGAAGAUGGUGGUCAAAGUGGGCUGCACCUGUGUCUUCCCCGUUGUCCACCACCGGGCUUAAGCAUUUCUGCUCUGACCCCAGUUCCCCAGACCAGUUAGGCUUUCUGGGGAGUAGACACAGCCCAAUUUCUGACCAAACUCACUGGGGUUCUUAAAUGAGUUCACUCAACUGAAGUUUGGUAACACUCAGAGGUAACACUUUGGUUCAGAAAUUGAAUCUGAAUCACCCUUCCCUUUCUGCAUUGUGGAGGAAGGUUUACACUGAAUACCAAUUUGCUUCUUAAUUGCUUUUCCAAGGGCUUUAAGUUAUUUAUGUAUUUAAUAGGCCCUGAGAUAACUUAGGUGUGUAAGGUGCCAUUUUAAUGAGUUGCAUGCCUUAUUUUGUAUUUUUUUAAAAAGGCAGUAUUUCA
Molecule: messenger RNA, 805 nt
Organism: Phyllostomus discolor (pale spear-nosed bat)
Lineage: Eukaryota; Metazoa; Chordata; Mammalia; Chiroptera; Phyllostomidae
Gene: IL17A
Product: interleukin 17A
Exons: 3
Coding region: 1-456 (151 amino acids)
Biological process (GO): inflammatory response
Cellular component (GO): extracellular region
Molecular function (GO): cytokine activity
Source: RefSeq, a predicted model, not a curated record